AUGGACAUUGUAGCCAUCUAUGCAGUUGCCGCUGGCGGCAUUUUUGUUGCAUUCUUCUUUAUCCAGACUUUGUCCAGCGUUACAAUCUGGGCAGAUUUCUUUCGUAUCUUUGUAUCUCGACACUUGACGCUCCCUUUCGUCAUUCGAAGGCAUCAUCUCUGUGGCCCGUGGACUAGAGCCGGCGUGUUACUGCAUCUGACAUACAUGGCAGUCAACCUCUUACUUCUUUUCUUUAAAAUAAACUCUUUGGCCGGGGCUGGUCGCCGGGCUGGAGAGUUGGCUCUCGUCAACUUGGUGUUCCCUUUGUCCGCCAUCCAUUUAAGCUACCUGGCUGAUCUUCUAGGUAUCACAUGGAAGUCGUGUCGCAAGAUACAUCGUGCUACCGGCUGGAUGGCUGUUUCUCUGCUAUUGUUUCAUAUAAUCGUGGCGCUUCAGACACAGGACUUUACAUUCCCUCUUCGGGAAGUACGGAACCUCUUCACCCUACUUGCCGCAAUUUCACUGGGCCUGCUUGUCCUACUUUCUCUCCCAUCGGUUCGACGGUUGUGUUACGAGAUCUUCCUCCGAGCACAUCAGGUUCUCGCUGGGCACUUUGUCUAUGGCACUUGGCAACACCUCCCCUCCCACAGCCAUGCCUCACAAAUAUAUCUCUUGGUUGCUUUAGGUGUUUUUGGGCUGACCCUACUCUCACAGAGUAUAGUUUUCCUAUAUCGAAACGGCCUGUUCUCGGGGCGCGGCACUCCCAGGGCCGUCGUCUCAUUUAGCGUGAGCAAGGCCGAGGAAGAUAGUGUGGUGAACGCUGUCCAUGUCCGUGUCCUCUUACCUCGACCUGUGAGAGUGGAAGCCGGUCAAUAUAUCAAUCUCUGGAUGCCGUCGGUCAGUCUAUGUUCAUGGAUGCAGACACAUCCAUUCACCGUUAUAUUGUGGUCCAAAGGCAAGCAGGACACCAUGGAGCUCCUGGUGAAGCCACGCAGAGGCUUAACGGCGGAUCUUGCCCGUUAUGCACCCACUGACGAGCAGAGCGAGGGGAGCUCCAUUUCCUUUUUGGCCCUCAUCACUGGCCCUCAUGGGGUGAGUGAAGAAGUUGGUCACUACGAAAGUAUAUUAUUGCUUGCCAGCGGAUGUGGCGUCGCUGGGGCCAUACCGUAUCUGAAGAAAGCGAUCUACGGUUACAAUACUUGCACCUCUCAGAUUCGCCAGCUGCAUCUAGUGUGGCAGGUAGAAUCAAUCGACGAGAUGAGCGCAGCCCUAACCCUACUGAAUCGCCUUUUGAAGGAUGAUAUCGUGGAUGGCGGCUAUAUACUCCACAUCUCUAUUUACGUCAUGGACGGCCUUGGCCAUAAGAAGUUCCUAUUUGGGGACCACAAAUGAGUCUAUCUAUACGAGGGAUUACCAGAUUACCAAAGCAUAAUUUCUCUCGAAGCCAGCGGUAACCAGAUCGAAAGACUGCUGAACAUGUGGGACGAGCAAGGCCGGAUGCUGGUCAUGGUCUCGGCAAAGGACGAGCUUCGGGAUCGCAUACGGGGAGUAGUACGAGAAUACCUCCACGAGGGAGUACAACUUUCCGAGUUGGAGUACCAGCCCAGCGAUUGAGAAGUCGGUGAUAACGCGGGAAAUCAUGGUUGGAAAGCAUAGCGAAUUGAAAUCAUAACCAUAGAAAUUACGGAGACAUUCGGUAGAAGUGAAUAGAACGUCAUGGAAUCGUGAAAC
Molecule: messenger RNA, 1710 nt
Organism: Monascus purpureus
Lineage: Eukaryota; Fungi; Ascomycota; Eurotiomycetes; Eurotiales; Aspergillaceae
Source: the annotation of a GenBank genome assembly